AUGGUAAGGAAGAACCGUGGACGGACAGGGAAGAGCCGAGACCGGCUGGUGGGACUAGAACUCCAGGGAAGGCCACUUGUUCGGGCGAGACAUUGGCUUGGAGCCCGGCUGCUAGACGGCCUGGCUGGCUUUGUGAGCGCGCGGAGCACGCAUGCGUGCGGGUCCCCGCCGCGCCUUCCACCGCCCCUCACCCCUCCUCCCUUCCCCCCCACCUCCCUCUCCGUCCUCCCAGCAUCCCCAGCCCAGCACUUUCCCGCGGUUCUGGCGGUUCCUCGCGCGCAGCCUUCAGAGCUGCCUCGCGGUGUCCGGGGGGCGGGGGGAGGGGGGAAGCAGCCUGAGAGGUUUCAACUUCCCAGCAUCACAGAGUCUCGCGUCCUCCUGAUUUUGCCUCUCUUAGUACCAAUAGCAGGGUUACCGCCCCGCCAUCUUCAGUUCUUGCUGCCAGGGUGGGCAGAGGGGAAUUCCUGGGCCUUGCUGCCCAGUGUGGUGGUUGUUCGGCGCUUGAAAUGCAACAAGUACGAAACUGAUGUCUAUUUUGAAAUCAGGAGUGAAAACGAGGUGAAUCCAAAACAAGAGAUUAGUGAAGAUGUGGAAUUUGGGACUGCAUCUGAAAGACCUGUUGGUAAUACUGAGGACAGUCCUGAAAGUGAAGAGGCCUUUGAAAACAGGGAUAGAUCAGAAAGUCAAUGGGGAGAUCUAACAGCAGAAGAGUGGGUAAGCUAUCCUCUCCAACAAGUCACCGAUCUGCUUGUCCACAAAGAAGUCCAUACAAGCAUCCGAUAUCAUAUAUGUUCUCCUUGUGGAAAGGCCUUUAGUCAGAUCUCAGACCUUAAUUGACAUCAGAAAACACACACCGGUGACAGACCAUAUAAGUGUUAUGAAUGUGGAAAGGGCUUCAGUCGGAGUUCCCACCUUAUUCAGCAUCAAAGAACACACACUGGAGAGAGGCCCUAUGACUGUAAUGAGUGCGGGAAAAGUUUUGGAAGAAGCUCUCACCUCAUUCAGCAUCAGACAAUCCACACUGGAGAAAAGCCCCAGAAAUGUAACGAGUGUGGAAAAAGUUUCUGCCGGCUCUCUCACCUAAUCCAGCACCAAAGGACCCACAGUGGGGAAAAACCCUAUGAGUGUGAGGAGUGUGGGAAAAGCUUCAGCCAGAGGUCUCACCUAGCUCAGCACCAGAGGACCCACACAGGUGAGAAGCCUUACGAAUGUAACGAAUGUGGGAGAGGCUUCAGUGAGAGAUCUGAUCUGAUCAAACACUAUCGUGUCCACACGGGGGAAAGGCCCUACAAGUGUGAUGAAUGUGGGAAGAAUUUCAGUCAGAACUCCGACCUUGUGCGCCAUCGCAGAGCCCACACAGGGGAAAAGCCAUACCACUGUAAUGAAUGUGGGGAGAAUUUCAGCCGCAUCUCACACUUGGUUCAGCACCAGAGAACCCAUACUGGGGAAAAGCCAUAUGAAUGUAACGCCUGUGGGAAAAGCUUCAGCCGGAGCUCUCACCUAGCUCAGCACCAGAGGACCCACACAGGUGAGAAGCCUUACGAAUGUAAUGAAUGUGGGAGAGGCUUCAGUGAGAGAUCUGAUCUGAUCAAACACUAUCGUGUCCACACAGGGGAAAGGCCCUACAAGUGUGAUGAAUGUGUGAAGAAUUUCAGUCAGAACUCUGACCUUGUGCGCCAUCACAGAGCCCACACAGGGGAAAAGCCAUACCACUGUAAUGAAUGUGGGGAGAAUUUCAGCCGCAUCUCACACUUGGUUCAGCACCAGAGAACCCAUACUGGGGAAAAGCCAUAUGAAUGUAACACCUGUGGGAAAAGCUUCAGCCGGAGCUCUCAUCUUAUCACACACCAGAAAAUUCACACUGAAGAGACCCAAGAGUGCAACGAGUGUUGGCGAAGCUUUGGUGAAAGGUCAGACCUAAUUAAACACCAGAGAACCCACACAGGAGAGAAACCCUAUGAGUGUGUGCAGUGUGGAAAAGGUUUCACCCAGAGCUCCAACCUCAUCACACAUCAAAGAGUUCAUACGGGAGAGAAGCCUUAUGAAGGUACCGAAUGUGAGAAGAGUUUCAGCCGGAGCUCAGCUCUCAUUAAACAUAAGAGAGUUCACACUGACUAAGUCCUGUAAUUAUGACUGAGAAAUGAAUGAUUCAUUUGAAGGUACAAUUUUAUUUGAUAUCAAAGAGCUCUCUCAAGACUGAGCUGCUUUUACUGUACUGAAUUUCCUUGUUGUGGGCCACAGUUUAAAACAUCGAAGAAGAGAAGCCACUUGAAAUUCUGAUCCAUGGCUUUGGGAAUGGUAUUCCUUCCUCCAAAAUAGUGAUUUUUAUUCACCCAAUAUUAAUGAAUUAUUUCAUCAAAAUCAGCCCCACAAGUAACUGGAAAUCUG
Physeter macrocephalus (sperm whale) is the source of this 2388-nucleotide messenger RNA. RefSeq names its product zinc finger protein 436-like. The record is from RefSeq and is a predicted model, not a curated record. Lineage: Eukaryota; Metazoa; Chordata; Mammalia; Artiodactyla; Physeteridae. Gene Ontology annotation, biological process: regulation of transcription by RNA polymerase II. Gene Ontology annotation, molecular function: DNA-binding transcription factor activity, RNA polymerase II-specific; RNA polymerase II cis-regulatory region sequence-specific DNA binding.